CGUGCCAUUUCUUCCCGUAUUUCAUUUAAGGUGUAUGUUUCAAAAUUACGCGUUUUGCGAUAUUUCUAAGUGUUUAUUUUUUGCAUUGUUUGUGAUACAGUUUUUGGAAAAAUCAAUUGUGAUAUUUUGGUUCAUGUUUGAAAAAUGAUGACAGGACUGGUUAAAGAAUUAUGUCUUCAGUUUUUUCUAUUGGUGAAUUUAUAUCAUGCGCUGGAAGCCACAUGGCACGAGACAGUAGAUACAAACGGUGAAACAAAAAUUUACCACACAAUUCCUCGAAUAAAACGUGUUCAAGACUUACAACAAAGUGCACCUAUGAGUAUUGAUAAAUCGAGUUUACCUUACGACGAUUACCCGGUAGUAGUUCCAAAAAGAACGGCAUUAGCAUUAGACCGAAUAAUGGUAGCGUUACAAAAAGCUUUAGACGAUGGGAGAGAUUCGAAUAUGAAAGGUUAUUAUCCAGAAUCAGGAAGUGGCCUGCAGCGAAGAGGCCAAGAAAAAGGAAAAGUUUACUGGAGGUGUUAUUUCAACGCGGUAACUUGCUUUUGAUGGGAAAAUGUAAACCUUUUUCAGAAAAUAUAUUUUUACUUUUCAAUA
Molecule: messenger RNA, 597 nt
Organism: Planococcus citri (citrus mealybug)
Lineage: Eukaryota; Metazoa; Arthropoda; Insecta; Hemiptera; Pseudococcidae
Gene: AstCC
Product: Allatostatin double C
Exons: 4
Coding region: 145-549 (134 amino acids)
Source: RefSeq, a predicted model, not a curated record